Messenger RNA from Recurvomyces mirabilis, 1377 nucleotides. RefSeq lists its product as uncharacterized. The coding region runs from base 1 to 1377 and encodes 458 amino acids. The record is from RefSeq and is a predicted model, not a curated record. Lineage: Eukaryota; Fungi; Ascomycota; Dothideomycetes; Mycosphaerellales; Teratosphaeriaceae. The transcript has 2 exons.
AUGCCCGCAUCGAGCAAAAUGCGCAUCCUCAAGUCAACCAGCCUCUGUGUGCUGGGCACACUUGCUCUUAUUCGCAGUACACAUGCACACUCCUGGAUUGAAGAGUUCCAAGUCAUUGACAGCAAUGGCUCGUACAUCGGCGAUCGUGGCUACCCUCGUGGUUACAUGGCUCGUACUGAUGCCGGCUACAAUGGCUUUACGAUGGACUACCUAGUCCCACAAACUGGUGUCCGCAUCACAUCCACUGAUGCGCUCUGCCAUCCUGCGCAGCGUACCUCGAACUACACCAACCCGGCGUACCCGAAACUCCAAGUCACUCCUGGUAGCUACGUUGCUAUGAAGUACCUGGAGAACGGGCAUGUCACGCUUCCUUGGAACCAACUUGGCAAGCCUGCUGGCGGCGGGACAGUCUUUGUCUACGGCACUGCCCAGCCAUCGAACAACGAGCAGAUUGCUGAUGUCUUGAACUGGUCUACUGAUGGUACCGGUGGCAACGGUAAGGGCUUCUUGAUGGCCGCACAGAACUUCGACGAUGGUCGAUGUCAUCAGAUCAACUGUGGCAAUAUCUCGAUUGCUCGUCAGACUCUUUUCCCAGCACAUGUUGCUGGUCAGCCCAGCUCCAGCGUUGAGCAGUGGUGUGAGACUGAUCUGAAGAUCCCCACCACUGUCAAGCCUGGUAGCCUUUCGGUAUACUGGAUCUGGCAAUGGCCCACUGAGCCUGGUCAUGAUUGCACACUCGCUGAAGGCAAGGACGAGUACUACACAACGUGCUCAGACUUCGAUGUCAUCGCCAACACAGGGAAUGAUGCCGAUGCAGCGAUAGUUGCCGAGACCAAGCUCACCAACACUCUUGCUCAGGAGAACCCUCAAAGUACGGCUGUCUCCGACUUCCAAAGCCGCAUGGCUUUCACGGCCUCGCCUGCCGUCAUCAUGGUGAGCGGCACGAGCACCAUCGGGCAAUCAACAACUGCCGCAUCCAGCUUCUUGGCCGCUUGCUCCGCCAAUGGGAAUGCCAACGCCAAGCCGAAUGCAAAUUUCCCGGCCAACUGCCCAGCAGUCACUGACUUUGGUGGUGCUGCUUCAUCUUCUGCUGCAGCUGCCAUCAAGCAGUAUGCUACGACCAUCGGCAUAGCUCCCGCUGUUGUUUCGACUGGUACGCCGAGUGCUGCACCGAGUAUUUCAUACCCAGCGAGCGCUUCCGUGACAAGCUCUGCAACACUGAGCGCGACUGCUGCCUCUUCGACGCAGCUCUGGUCCAGCAACAGUCACGCUUACGCUUACAACGACCGUCUAUACGGCUUCUUCUUCUGCUUUGAGCACGCCAGCUUCGAGCUUGAUACCGAGCUCAACAUCAAGCUCAGCUCCGAGCAGCUCUAA